Messenger RNA from Candidozyma auris, 801 nucleotides. RefSeq lists its product as uncharacterized. Gene Ontology annotation, cellular component: mitochondrion. The transcript has a single exon. The coding region runs from base 1 to 801 and encodes 266 amino acids. The record is from RefSeq and is a predicted model, not a curated record. NCBI's taxonomy places the organism in Eukaryota, Fungi, Ascomycota, Pichiomycetes, Serinales, Metschnikowiaceae. Gene Ontology annotation, biological process: mitochondrial respiratory chain complex I assembly; mitochondrial electron transport, NADH to ubiquinone.
AUGUCAUUGAGAACUUUGGGCUUGAACUCCUCCCUCAAGGGCCUCCUUGCCAAAUCGGCUGAAAACGUGAAAACCGUCGAAACGGUGUUGAAUUUCCGCAAGCACCCACAAGAGCUGUUGGAAAAGGUCAUCACUCGAUGCGACCAGGAGAUGGGUGGCUCUUCCACCGUCAACUUUGACAUUGACCCACAAGAAGGUGCUGGACACUUUCAUGGGUACUUGAACUUAGAUUUGCCAAAAAACAACCCGGAAAUCACAAGGUCUGGCUAUGCCAUGUUCCGCACAAAGGACCAGAAGGAGUCAUGGUUUUCCGGUGACUCGUACUGGGACUGGUCCCAGUUCAGCUCGUUGGUGUUGCGUGUCAAGGGAGACCGGAGGAAAUACUUGGUGAAUAUUCAGGCCAACACUCCUUUGGUGACUGACUUGUUCCAGCACAGGCUCUUCUUGCACCACCCUGGCGACUGGGAGACUGUUGUGAUUCCAUUGAACGACUUUGUCAUGACCAAUUGGGGCAUAAUUCAGGACGGUUCUGAGCUCAACAAGUCUGAAGUGAAGACUGUAGGCAUUGGUUUGUUGGACAAGCAGUAUGGACCUUACAGCUUGAAGAUCGACUGGAUCAAGGUGAUGACGGGCGCAGAGGUUGAAAAGGUCACUGACAUGUCUCGUGCUGAGAGAUUGGCACUUGACCAGCACAACAGAGAAGAAAACCGCAGAGAUAUGGAGACAAACAUGCCUACGGGCAAUGGCGGGAGCGCUCUCAACACACACAAAUUUGAAGAGCCAAAGAACACCGUGAUUUAA